AUGAGGACUGAUCAGCUCUGGACUGCACUGAGUCUGUCCAUCUGGGCCAUCCUCUUCCUCACCUCAAAGGCUGACAAUGUGGACUGUACAACAGAACUACUAGUGCGGAGAAACACAAACCAUGAAGUGGUUUCUGGACAGAAACUCAGGAUUGACUGUCCAGUUGAAUUCUGCAACAAUCCACCACCAAGAGUCAACUGGUAUAAAAUAGAGGGUGAACGUGAACGUCUCAUCGUCAACAGCAGCAAUCGCAUCAGAAUAGGAUGGGAGGAGAUCAAGCCUCUGGAAGGAGUUUUAUUCCUUAUUUUUCAAAAGAUCCUCAAAAAUAACUCUGGAGGAUAUGGAUGUGAAAGUGAAGGCAGUGUUAGUCAUAUCAUCAAUAUCACAGUUAUUGAGGAAACUGAGGUCAUUAACAAGACAAACAAAGCAAUAAACAACGACACAAAUGAAGAUCCCCAAAAUGAACCAAAAGAUAUUUUCUGGAUGUACGUGUACUCCGCUGCUGGCAUUGGUGCAUUUGUCAUCAUAGUAAUUAUUAUUUCCAUUAUAUGCAUGCAUGGAUGUAAAAGGAAACCAAGGGAAGAGCAAAAAAUGGAAAAUCAGUACAUUGAGAUCCCUUUGGCUGGGCAAGCCGUCCACGAUGGGGUUCGAUAUUCACCAAGAGGAAGCCCCAACCUGCCGCCAUCUAGAAGAGCCAGUGAGAGGAAGCUACCAGGGCAACCUGCAGAGCUGACGACAUCUAGAGAUAAUGAGCCGCUUCCCGGUCCAAGGAUGAAUGAGAGAAACAGGCAGAGGAAUGUAACGCAAGAGCAGGAACCCAGCUCUGUUGUAUAUGCUGCUCUCAACCACGGGCCGCCACAAAGAGAAGCACCCCGGCCACAGAUGCAAAUAGAGGAGACAGAGUAUGCAGCUAUACGACUGCCAUAAUGACUGAAUGUCUGUUGGAUUAAAUCACACUAGAGGACCAAGAUUCUUUAGAGGAGUACAGCAGGGAUCCAUGAUUCUGGAAACAGACAAUUCAAAUCAUGGCCCCCAUUAAAGUUUGAAAACACUGAUCUUUUUCACAAUAAAAUAUGUUAAAGGAUUUGCUAAAACACACACAAAAAGGAUGAUCUGAAUCAAAGACUGAAGGUUUGUGGUUUCUACUGCUUUUCUCUUUGGGAUGGAAAAUGUUCCUGCUGAAACCCCGAUAAGUGCCUCAACGUCACUGCAAACUACUGACUAAAAAGCACGUUUCUCAUUCUUCAAAGGUGAAACCGAACGGAAACUGAACUGUAUUUUUAAUGAUUGUUAAUUCAACAGAUGUGUUAUUUUCAUCAGCCUGCAUUUUUUUUCUUCCUGUCUUCUGUAUUUGGUGCUAAAAUACAAGAACUAUGCAGCAAUGACUCAAUGAGGGGCCGUCAGAGAUGAAUAAGUAGGUUAUCCCACCGCUUUGGUUAGAAAAACAGUGCAAGAGUCCUGAGAAGAUGCUUCAAAGAACCACAACUAAGGUGUUCAGCCAGCUAGAACCUAACAAUCUAAAUUUAUUUUUAGCUAGAUGGUAGUGAAAUAAUAAAGAACUAAAAGAGCUAACAGCCUUUUUAAAAGUAACUUCU
This is a messenger RNA of Cyprinodon variegatus (sheepshead minnow), 1595 nucleotides long. Its product is annotated as B- and T-lymphocyte attenuator-like. NCBI's taxonomy places the organism in Eukaryota, Metazoa, Chordata, Actinopteri, Cyprinodontiformes, Cyprinodontidae. The transcript has 6 exons. Gene Ontology annotation, cellular component: plasma membrane. Gene Ontology annotation, molecular function: signaling receptor activity. Gene Ontology annotation, biological process: immune response-regulating cell surface receptor signaling pathway. The record is from RefSeq and is a predicted model, not a curated record. The coding region runs from base 1 to 927 and encodes 308 amino acids.